AUGGCGGAAACAUUUAUAAAUAAAACUAUUGAAACCAAUCAAAGAUUUAUGAAAAAACAACAACAAUAUGCAGAAACUAUUACACAAGUCAUUAAAACAUGUUUAGAAGAUCAUAGUAUAAAUAAAAUAAAUUCAUUAAAAACUUUAUUACCAGCAAUAGAAGAGGUUGUAGUAAAGGAAUCACCAAUUUGUGGAUAUUUAAUGUAUAUAUUGGCAGAUAGCUGUAGAAAAUGUAAUUUAUAUGAAGAUUCAAUUCAUUUUGGUAAUCAAUCUUUACACAUUAGAGAAAUAUUAUAUGGAGAAGAUAGUAAUGAAGUUUGUAUAUGUUUGGAUUUACUAUCAUUAUCAAUGUUAGAGUUUUAUCAGUAUGAACAAUCAUCUAAAGUAUUUUUAAGAUCAUUCAAAGGUAAAGCGUUGGGUGGUUACACUACGUUUUCACAAUUAGUUUUAGAUAUCAAUAAAUUUAUAGUUUCAAUUACAGAGCAAUCAAGUGUACUAAAAAAGAAAUUGCAACUACAACAACAAAAACAACAAUUUAAAGUCAAUGAUAUCCUUAUCAAUACAUUAGUGGAAUGCAAUCAAUGUUUACAAAAAAUUUAUUUUGAAUCCCUCAAAGAUACAAGCAACCAAUCACAAGAAAGAACUGCUGAAAUUAGAAAAGCACUCAUUUCAUUAUCAAUGGAACAGUCAAAAUUACAAUUGAAUGAUAAAAAGUAUUUAAACGCAAUAAAAACAUAUCAAGAAAUUUUAAAAAUUUUAAAUAAUUCAGGUUUAAAGGAAGAAAAAUUAAUUUAUGAAUCAUUAGUUUUAACCUAUGUAAAAAUUGAAAAAUAUGAUCAAGUUAAAAGUACAAUUGAUUCAUUUAUACAAAUGGGAGUCAAAUGUUAUAAAGUACCAUCGAUCGAUAUAGCAUCAGUAUUAUGGUUCAGUGGUAAAGUGUUGGAAGAUCAAUCGGAUAGAGCAUCACAAACAAAGCUUUGUGAUCUAGUAGACGCAUUACGUUAUUAUCUCUGUACAUUUAAAAUAUCAAGAGAAAUUGGUGGAGUUACCAUUGGUGAAGAGUCAACAGCAGUAGCCCAAAAGAAAAUUCGUGAAAAAAUCGAAACUAUUCUCUACAACAAUCGUCCAUUAAAGCCAGAGGAGGUUUUAACAUUAGUAGAUGGAAUGAUCCGAUCGACCACUACAGAUUUCCUUUUAAAUGGUUCAAAAAGUCAAAAUUGGUUAUUAAAGUAUGUCUAUCCAGAUUUUAUGGCAGAAGAUGCGCUUCGUGAAAAAUUCGAUCAAUUACCCACUAAAACUGGUUUCCUUUUCAAGAUGAAUGGUUUAAUGAAGAGUUGGAAAACUCGUUGGUUCUCUGUUGAGCGUGAUCUUUUAUCCUACUAUAAAUACAACAACGAUCCAAAACCUCAAGGAGAAUUACAAAUACUCGAGAUUAAAUCUAUCGAAAUUUUACCAAAAGAUAAAAAAUUCAAACCUUAUGUCCAUUGUUUCCAAUUGGUUCAUCCCAAACACACUCUAAUAUUAGCUGCUGAAACUGAAGAGGUUAUGAAGGAUUGGGUAAAUAUUUUAAAUAAAGCAAAGCAAUACUGGGAAGAUUGGUCAAAUAUCUCUUUAAGUCUUUAA
Molecule: messenger RNA, 1623 nt
Organism: Dictyostelium purpureum
Lineage: Eukaryota; Evosea; Eumycetozoa; Dictyosteliales; Dictyosteliaceae
Exons: 3
Coding region: 1-1623 (540 amino acids)
Molecular function (GO): protein binding
Source: RefSeq, a predicted model, not a curated record